Messenger RNA from Procambarus clarkii (red swamp crayfish), 3576 nucleotides. RefSeq lists its product as uncharacterized. Lineage: Eukaryota; Metazoa; Arthropoda; Malacostraca; Decapoda; Cambaridae. The record is from RefSeq and is a predicted model, not a curated record.
AAAGUAGAAUGAAGCUUCAUUCUACUUUGCUCUAAUGAAGGCGAAUUGGCCGAAAACGCGUUAAUCAUUCUCUAUUUUUCAUAUGUGGUUUUUCCGUAUAUAAAUAAUAUAUAUAUUAUCCAAGUCAUCUAUGGCGUCACAGUAUAUCUAAGCUUAGAUUUAAAAUAAGUUUAUAAAGAAAAACCAACACGGUUUUAAGGGGAAACUGUACAUAGCAAACUUACUGAAAUUCCAUGACCAAUGGACGAAUACAAUAGAAGCCAGAGAGAAGGGUGGAGCACAAGACAAGAGACUCGGCAAUGUUUACAACAGCCUGACACUCUGAAUGAGUAGAUUGAUCCACACUUGAGUGAAGCACUUGGCAAGGAGAGCCUUGUACCAUAGUGUCGGGCAGAGUGGCACUCAGGCACCUGAGAUAUUAAUGCGUUGCUGGCGACACUUGGGAGGCCGGGGCGGGGGGAGUGGAAUAUAUCAUGUUAAUCUAUGACGUCAGAUAUAAAAAUUCGUAUGUGUCCUUACUGGUGGAAAUUUGUAUAUGUAGUAGGACACGUGAGUGUAUACACGAAGCACAAUAAGGUUAGGAAGGACAGUCCCCCCACAAACACACAUUAUAAGGGAGACUUUUUUUUUAACUUUUUAACAAACUUCUUAAAAAAACUUUUGGAACAGUUUCGAAUAAAAUGCUAUUACACAGAAGAGCAAGGGGAAGAUAUGAUUACCACAAAAAAAUUUCAGGAGAAUUGAUACUAUAGAUAAGGACAAUAUUUAGCCCGGGUGGUACACGAACCCGGGGGAACUGGCCCAAAUGAGCCAGAAACACUAAAAAGAUUUUAUUCAGUGUCAGAGUAGUUAACAAAUGGAAUGCGCUUGUCAGUGAUGUGGUAGAGGCUGACUCUAUACAGUUUCGAAAAUAGAUAAUACAUCAUAUAAUGACGCUCUGUCAUAUGUGAGAGGACGGGUUGAUCACCUAAUUAUAGGAUCGACAGGAACCUGUAUUCCAGCUGAGUGAGGGUCGAGAGGCGGGACCAAAGAGCCGAAGCGUAACUCCUUUAAGCCCAGUUACAAGACUACAAACUCGGAAAGCAGGCGCCAGCAGCCGGAAGAGGACUACAAUGGGCGAGAGUAUCUAACAGAAAGGAUUCAGAAAUUCACAGUGAGGGGGCGAUAAGUCUAAUUCCUAUAGGAUAACACGAGUUGUCUCUGGGGAUUCCUACUAUCCCUGAUAUAAGCUAUUGAUCUGAUACCAUCUCUGAUAUAAGCCAUUAUCUACCAUGACGUAGAUAAAUCUAUACAAAGUCUCGGAGAAAGGUAUUUCAAUAAGCAAAAGGAUCGAUUACCAUUUUGAUAUAAGGGUAGCGACUGGAAGGCGGGGUCCUGGAGCUAAUGUUCGUCCUAUAAGAGCAUAUUCGGGUUUGGUUAGGUGUCGGGCUUAAAAGGCCUAUCAACCAGAGUGGUGUUAUUAAGUAUAUUAGUGUUUAUACAGUACAUUGAGAAGCGCGGUAGAGUACACUUCGUGUGUCCUUGUUAACAUAUAUACAUACACUCACACACAUACUAAGCAGCCCAUAACUAUUAAGAACUAUAUUACAAGUUUUAUGUUCGCAAUUUAACUUCUGUAUGACUAAACUUAUCCUGUAGUCAGUAAAGUAAGCAAGCGAGCAAGCAAGCAGGUAAGCUAGCAAUAAUGACUACAUUUUCUAUGAUUAAAUAUAAAUGACAGUGGGUCAGCAGUAAGGAAAUAUUUAAUCUCAGUCAGCGACGAGCGCCGCCAACGGACAGGCAACCGACGCUCUUCUCCAUCGGCUUCUAGUCAACAGCAGGCAGGUGGGAGAGGGAGGUUGAUUAGGAUAGUAAAUAUAAGUAUAGUUAAGGGAAUAUUGCCCAAACGUCACUGUCUUUCCACGAGAAUCGAACGUGGGAUUUUUCAGUUGCGAAUCGACUACGUCAAUCAUUGUGCUAUGCACUCUGAGGACAUAUGUACUAUAAUUAAAGGUUAAAAAGGAAUCGGUAAUGUAUUUGUCACAAAUUGUACAAAUGGAGGAUUUUAAGAGAACAGUUCUUAUUGGAAUCGUGUAAUGCUUCCUUGACAGAGUUAACUAGCAAUAACUUGUUCUAUCUUGAGAUGAUUUGGGGCAUUUAGUGUCUCCGCGGCCUGGUCCUCGACCAGGCCCCCUUGUUUUACGAACAAGAACUGGUGAACAUACCUGACGUUUGUGUUACCACACAAGAACUCUUGUAAGUAUAUAGUUUGUGUUGAUUUGUUUAAUAAAUGUUGUGGCAGAAGGAGAUGCAGGUGUGGGGAGCGUUGUGCUUGGGGACGCUGGUGGUGGUGUUGAACCCCGGCCUCUCCCUCAGACGCUGGAGGUUCUUCACGGCGCCAGGCAUGACCUUCAACUCCAGCGACGCCUCCAACACCUUCAACGUCAGCUACCCAUGCGAGUGCAAGGCGUUGUGUCUCAUCAACCAGACUUGCCUGGCCUGGACGGCGGAGAUGAGGGCAGAAGCCUGGAGUUGUCUACACGCCACCAAAGGCCCCCUUCUCACCCCGUCCCUCACCAACAACUCCGCUGCUGUCUAUGGCUUUACUGAAGACACGCUGACUGGCGUGAUUAAUGUGGUGCAAAAAGAGGACCAGCUUCACUACUUCGUGCCUAACAUGAGGGUCACCACGACACAGGCAGGCCGGGGUAACUGCUCCAAGAUCCCGGGCUUCAGGCUGGCUAUGCUUAAGACGGAACAGCAGCAGAGUAUCGGCAAGGCUCUGGCAGCACAAGCAGGCUCAGCUCUGCGUAUGGACAUAGUGGUGAUCGCCAACAAGACCUAUUGGGGAGACGGGACGCCAUAUUCUGGACAAGUCAUCGGGGUCGCCCUUACCAAUAUGACCUUGAUUAUCUCCAACUUAGGGAUCACAUCGUCCAUGUUGUGGCCUGCUCCUUACUUCCUGUGUCAGGGAAAUCAUGUAGACCUCAUCGAAUGAAGCAGGAACGCAGACUUCAGCUCAGGGGCGAGAGUGUGCACAACCACAGCCCUUGAUGUUACUAUGGUAACCGUGUUAGUGAUGCUGCACACCCAUCUACACAAGGCACUUGAGGUCAGAAUUAUGACACGAGAUAGAUAGAUAGAGAGAGAGAGAGAGAGAGAGAGAGAGAGAGAGAGAGAGAGAGAGAGAGAGAGAGAGAGAGAGAGAGAGAGAGAGAGAGAGAGACAGAAAGAGAGAGACAGACAGGCAGAAAACAGUGAUUAUAUAUACUAUGUUUUGCGUUGCUAUUAACAACAAGUCUUGUGGAUAACAGUGACAGAUAAUAAUUUCACUGCUUGUUAGUACACUGUUGUUUAACUACCAAGUAGUCAAAUGUUCAGAACUUUCUCUCCAAUCCUUAGAUCAAACAGCGUGACGAAAUCCCCACUUGGCUUCUUUAUAAUAUGAAAAUAUCUUUCCAUAUCUUUUAACUUUGUUAACAGCCAAUGGAAAUCGUUUCAUAAAAAUCUGUUAACGAAAUUUAUUGAUUAACUCAGUUUUUUUUAGCUGAUUGUAUUUAUGUAAUAUCAGUAUGAAUUAAAAGUUGUAUUAUGUUG